GCCCCGCAAGAAAGCUUGGCAUCAAAAACAAACGCGCGUGCACGGACACAACUUCUAAUGACUUCGCGUUGUUUACCUAGCAGGUGGACGUGACGUCACGCGGGGGUCGCAGCACGCCAAAAAACAACAACAUCCCCCUCCGCCCGAAUGCCUCCCCGCAUUCUGAUAAGCUAGCCCCCCCUCCAAAAAAGAAGAAAAAACUCGGUGUGUUGAAUCUCGAUGCAAAAAAACAUGCCGCUUCGCGUCACGCGAGCGCAUUCAAACAGGAGCGCGUGUGUUCCCCUCGCGUUUUUUUUUACUGUUGCAUCGAUAAUAACAGCAGCACACUGACCUGAAGACAGCAGCGUGCAGACAAACGCGAGCGGAGGAAUAUCAACAGAGUUUAUUUACGCUAACACUUGUUGUCCUGUUUGGUUGUUAACGCUUUUUAACAGUUGACUCGUAAGCAAGCGAACACGUGCGUGCGCGCGCCUCUCGCUACUUUUUAUCCGCGGAGACAAAAACGAUUGUUUUGAUUUCCUCACACUUGGACUCGUCUCUUCCAAACAAACACGGACAUCAACUGAAAGUUUCCCCUCAGGGAUGAGACCUGGUAUGGCCGUUGCUGAACGCCGUGCAGAAAUCCUCUGAAACCAAAACGAAUUCGGUAUUAAGUCAUGAUGCAGGAGUCGGCCAAUGAGACAAUAAGCAACAGUUCAAUGAGUCAAAAUGGAAUGAGCUGCCUAACCAGCCAAUUAGAUGCUGGCGUUAGAGAUGGAAGAUCAAGUGGGGAGACAAGCAGUGAAGUAAGCGCAGUCGAACUGAUGCAUCUGCAACAACAGCAGGCCCUACAAGCAGCAAGGCAAUUACUCCUACAGCAACCAGGCAGUGGCUUGAAGUCUCCAAAGAACAACGAUAAACAGCGUCCGUUGCAGGUGCCAGUGUCUGUGGCAAUGAUGAGUCCACAGGUGAUCACGCCUCAACAGAUGCAGCAGAUCCUUCAACAGCAAGUCCUUUCCCCACAGCAGCUCCAAGCACUCCUACAGCAACAACAGGCCGUCAUGCUUCAGCAGUUGUUUUUCUGUCCGCAGCAACACCUGCAGGAGUUCUAUAAGAAACAACAGGAACAACUUCAUCUACAGCUUUUGCAGCAACAGCACCCGGGCAAACAAGCGAAAGAGCAACAGCAGCAGCAGCAACAACAGCAGCAGUUGGCGGCGCAGCAGCUGGUUUUUCAGCAGCAGCUCCUGCAAAUGCAGCAACUGCAGCAGCAGCAACACCUGCUCAACAUGCAGCGGCAGGGUCUCCUGUCUAUGCCCCCCGGUCCGGGACAACCCGCCCUCCCCGGACAGACCCUCCCGCCAGCUGGCCUGAGCCCCGCCGAACUCCAGCAACUUUGGAAAGACGUGACUGGCAGCCACACCAUGGAGGACAACGGACUGAAGCACAGUGGCCUGGACCUCACCACCACCAACUCCUCCUCCAAUACCUCCAUCAGUAACCCCAAAGCUUCUCCACCCAUCACUCAUCACAGCAUCUCCAACGGGCAGUCCCCGGCUCUCAACAACCGGAGAGAGAGUGUAGUGCAUGAAGAGACUGGGGCAUCACACUCGCUCUAUGGUCAUGGAGUGUGCAAGUGGCCAGGAUGUGAAAGUAUCUGUGAUGACUUUGGACAGUUUUUGAAGCACCUUAACAACGAACACGCUUUGGAUGACAGGAGCACCGCCCAGUGCCGGGUUCAAAUGCAAGUGGUGCAGCAGCUAGAGAUACAGCUUUCUAAAGAACGCGAACGUCUUCAGGCCAUGAUGGCGCACUUACACAUGAGACCCUCAGAGCCCAAACCAUCACCAAAACCACUGAAUCUCGUCUCCAGUGUAACCAUGUCAAAGAACCUUCCUUCUGUCUCGCCUCCCAUCUUACCUCAGACGCCCACCACGCCCACCGCUCCCAUCACGCCUCUUUCUCAGAUGCCCCAGGUUCCCUCCGUUCUCAGUCCCGCCAACGUACCCAGCAUGGGCGCCAUGCGCAGACGUCACACUGACAAAUACUCCAUGGCCUUAUCUUCAGAGAUAGCCCCAAACUACGAGUUUUACAAGAACGCAGACGUCAGACCUCCGUUUACUUAUGCAACCCUCAUCAGGCAGGCCAUCAUGGAGUCGUCCGACAUGCAGCUGACGCUAAACGAAAUCUACAGCUGGUUCACACGCACGUUCGCCUACUUCAGACGCAACGCAGCCACCUGGAAGAAUGCAGUUCGGCACAACCUCAGCCUGCACAAGUGUUUCGUACGGGUGGAGAACGUCAAGGGCGCCGUGUGGACCGUGGACGAAAUGGAAUAUCAAAAGCGUAGAUCUCAGAAGAUCACAGGGUACACAAAUACAAACACACACACAUGUAUAUUUAAAAGCAGUAUAGAUGCUAAUGCUUUGAUUCGGUUUGUUGUGUUCAGGAGCCCGACACUGGUGAAAAAUCUGCCGUCUAGUCUUGGUUACGGUGCGGCUCUCAACGCAAGCUUACAGGCAGCACUGGCGGAGACCUCUUUGCCAUUAUUGGGUAAUCCAGGAUUGAUGAACAGCAGCGCAUCAGGUUUGAUGGGAGCCAGCCCACCAGGACUUAUGAGUGGCAGUCCAACCAGCCUAUUUCACGGCACCACACACGAAGAGCUCAACGGCUCACUCGAUCACCUGGACACCAAUGGACACAGCAGCCCUGGUUACUCCCCGCACACCCAUCUGCCUCCAAUUCACGUCAAGGAGGAGCCGCUCAACAUGGACGACGACGACUGUCCGAUGUCAUUGGUGACUACGGCCAAUCACAGUCCUGAGCUGGACGAGGACAGGGAGCUUGAGGAGGGCAACCUAUCGGAUGACCUGGAAUGACUAUUUUGCCCCACCCCUCCGCUGGGGCUCCGCCUCUUUCAGGCCCCGCCCUUCAACUAACCCGCAACCACAGAAAAGACUUUGAAUCGGAUGGGGGAGUAUUUAUUUCGCAUGCAUCUGGAGACUGGCCCGAAGAAAAUCUAUACUGCGGAUCUUUAGGGACCACAGAUGGACAGACAUGAAUCGUCUGCUUUUUAAAACAAAACAAAGGACAAGAUUUCAUCCGAAUCGGCCACCUCACACAACACACGGCUCACGGACCGAAAAGACGCGAGCGCAGGAGCGGGGUCCGUUCUGUAGAAAGCUAACGGCCACAUAUACUGCCAAAAAAUACGUUUUGAGUUUGUGAAUAUCCAAGCCACAGUAGACGUCGAUGUUAGAUGCAAUUGCUGGUUCAAUUCAAGUUGUUGCUCUGUUCUUUUUUUGCACAUGAGUAGUAUCAAAAAUUUGUGUCACUGCCUGUAUGUCAACGAAAGGAGAAAAAGCAGUAUUGUGUUUUUUUUUUUGUUCGUUUGUUUGUUUUUACCUCCUGCACCCAGCUUACAUUCGUUUAAAGUCAUCUCUGCACCACCACCAACAACUGUAAAUGGCAUUUAUAAAGUCACGAAUAACACAACCAUGGUACAAAGACUGUUCCAAAAAAGUACAAAAAAAUAGGUCUCCAGUCUCACUAGCUUUGUUUCUGCUGAAAGGUGUAACGUGAUUUUGUGCGAGCACAAAAAAAAGCAUAUUCUUUACUCGUUUUGAAGCUUUGUCUACCUGCAAACAGUCACAGGCAACAGCUAGAAACCAAAGCCAACACUAUCAACGGCCAAUAGCUUAGACAGAAGCCCCGAGACUCUUUGGUGUCAGGCCUCUGUGACUUUAACUAGUACAAAGAGAAGCUUUUUUCCACUAACUACCUUCGAAUAACCUCUGGGAUCGUCUCCUUUAGCCCUGUACAAAGAUAAAAUGAUGUAAUUUGAUUGACGGAUGGAGAGCUCUAUCCUUAUGAUGAUGCUGGUCAACCCUGUUGACUACUGGGUAGAAAGAGCAGCUAUAAACAGAUCAUGACCAAAACAACCAUUUGUGUAUCAGUGGAAAUGCAGAUAAAAAAAAACAAAUGUUGUGAAUUUUUCA
Molecule: messenger RNA, 3977 nt
Organism: Misgurnus anguillicaudatus (oriental weatherfish)
Lineage: Eukaryota; Metazoa; Chordata; Actinopteri; Cypriniformes; Cobitidae
Gene: foxp2
Product: forkhead box P2
Biological process (GO): regulation of transcription by RNA polymerase II
Cellular component (GO): nucleus
Molecular function (GO): DNA-binding transcription repressor activity, RNA polymerase II-specific; RNA polymerase II cis-regulatory region sequence-specific DNA binding
Source: RefSeq, a predicted model, not a curated record